This is a messenger RNA of Nerophis lumbriciformis (worm pipefish), 3207 nucleotides long. The record is from RefSeq and is a predicted model, not a curated record. Lineage: Eukaryota; Metazoa; Chordata; Actinopteri; Syngnathiformes; Syngnathidae.
AUGCCUCCCAGGCCGUCGUCGGGAGAACUAUGGGGGAUGCACUUGAUGCCCCCCAGCAUCAAAGUGGACUGCCUCCUGCCCAACGGCAUGAUCCUGACGUUGGAGUGCUUGCGCGAGGCCACGCUGAUCACGGUCAAGCACGAGCUUUUCAAAGAAGCCCGCAAAUACCCUCUCUACUAUCUACUGCAAGAGGAGAGCUCCUACAUCUUCGUCAGCGUCACCCAAGAGGCGGAACGAGAGGAGUUUUAUGACGAGACCAGGAGGUUGUGCGACCUCAGGCUCUUCCAAGCCUUUCUCAAAGUCAUCGAGCCUGUCGGCAACAGGGAAGAAAAGAUUCUCAAUCGAGAAAUUGGUUUUGCUAUCGGGAUGCCCAUAUGCGAGUUCGAUCUGGUCAAAGAUCCGGAAGUGCAGGACUUUAGAAGGAACAUUUUGAAUGUUUGCAAAGAGGCCGUGGACCUCCGAGACUGUAACGGACCCCACAGUCGAGCCUUGUACGUCUAUCCCCCCAAUGUGGAAUCUGCAGCGGACCUACCCAGGCACAUACAUAACAAGCUAGAUAAAGGUCAAAUCAUUGUGGUCAUAUGGGUGAUCGUGUCGCCCAGCAAUGACAAGCAGAAGUACACUUUGAAGAUCAACCACGACUGCGUGCCGGAGCAGGUGAUCGCCGAGGCCAUUCGCAAAAAAACGCGCAGCAUGCUGCUCUCCCAGGAGCAGCUAAAAAUGUGCGUGCAGGAGUACCAAGGGAAGUACAUCCUCAAAGUCUGCGGUUGUGACGAGUACCUGCUGGAGAAAUACCCUCUGAGUCAGUACAAGUACGUGCGCAGCUGCAUCAUGUUGGGGCGAAUGCCUAACUUGAUGCUGAUGGCGAAAGACAGUCUCUAUUCGCAACUGCCAAUGGACAAUUUCGCCAUGCCGUCGUACGCCAGACGGAUAUCCACGGCGACUCCUUACAUGAAUGGAGAAACGUCCACGAAGUCUUUAUGGACGAUCAACGGAGCGCUCAGGAUCAGGGUGCUCUGCGCCACUUAUGUCAAUGUUAAUAUCAGAGACAUAGACAAGAUCUACGUCAGGACUGGCAUCUACCACGGUGGAGAGCAGUUGUGUGAUAAUGUCAACACCCAGCGCGUGCCUUGUUCAAAUCCCAGGUGGAAUGAGUGGCUCAACUACGACAUGUACAUUCCGGACAUUCCACGUGCUGCACGUCUUUGCCUCUCCAUCUGCUCAGUUAAAGGGAGGAAGGGGGCAAAGGAGGAGCACUGUCCACUGGCCUGGGGCAACAUCAACCUGUUUGACUACACUCACACACUCGUAGCAGGAAAGAUGGCGCUCAACCUUUGGCCCGUCCCUCACGGCCUGGAAGAUCUGCUCAACCCCAUCGGCGUCUCGGGCUCCAAUCCCAACAAGGAAACUCCAUGCCUGGAGUUGGAGUUUGACCAUUUUAGUUCUCCGGUCAAGUUCCCUGAUAUGACCAUCAUUGAAGAUCAUGCAAAUUGGAAUAUUUCUAGAGAGCUUGGACUGAAUUACUGCCCCACGGGUUUGAGUAACAGAGUGGCCCGAGACAACCCCUUCACGGACAGCGACAAUGAGCAGCUUCGCCAAGUUUGUAACCGCGACCCGUUGUCUGAGAUCACUGAGCAGGAGAAAGACUUUCUAUGGAGGCACAGACAUUAUUGUGUCACCAUGCCUGACAUCCUUCCCAAGAUCCUUCUCGCUGUGAAAUGGAACUCCAGAGAUGAGGUUGCACAGAUGUAUUGCCUUCUGAAGGAUUGGCCCGCGAUCAAGCCGGAACAAGCCAUGGAGUUGCUGGAUUGCAACUUUCCCGAUCCCAUGAUCAGAGAUUUUGCUGUAAAGUGCCUUGAGAAAUAUUUAACAGAUGACAAACUGUCACAGUACCUCAUUCAACUGGUUCAGGUUCUAAAGUAUGAGCAGUACCUUGAUAAUCCACUUGGCCGUUUCCUGCUGAAAAAAGCAUUAACCAACCAGAGGAUAGGGCAUUUCUUCUUCUGGCAUUUAAAAUCGGAAAUGCACAACAAGACGGUCAGCCAGAGGUUCGGACUCCUGCUGGAGUCGUACUGCCGGGCCUGCGGCAUGUACCUGAAGCACCUCAGCCGCCAGGUGGAAGCCAUGGAGAAACUCAUCAAUCUCACGGACCUCCUCAAACAGGAGAAAAAGGAUGAGGCGCAGAAGGUUCAGAUGAAGUUUCUGGUGGAGCAGAUGAAGAGGCCAGACUAUAUGGACGCACUGCAGAGUUUCACUUCCCCGCUGAAUCCGGCACACCAGCUGGGAAACCUACGUCUGGAAGAAUGUCGGAUGAUGUCAUCUGCCAAGCGACCUCUGUGGCUUAAUUGGGAAAACCCGGAUAUGAUGUCGGAGCUCCUAUUUCAGAACAACGAAAUCAUCUUCAAAAACGGAGACGAUCUGAGGCAGGACAUGCUGACGCUGCAGAUCAUUAGGAUAAUGGAGAACAUCUGGCAGAACCAAGGCCUUGAUCUCAGGAUGCUCCCGUACGGUUGCCUUUCCAUCGGCGACUGCGUAGGUUUGAUCGAGGUGGUGAGGAAUUCUCACACCAUCAUGCAGAUCCAGUGUAAAGGAGGCCUGAAGGGGGCGCUGCAAUUUAACAGCCACACACUGCAUCAGUGGCUCAAAGAUAAGAACAAGGGCGAGAUGUAUGACCAAGCUGUAGAUUUGUUCACGCGGUCAUGCGCGGGCUAUUGCGUCGCCACGUUUAUCCUGGGCAUAGGCGAUAGACACAAUAGCAACAUCAUGGUGAAAGAUGACGGACAGCUGUUCCACAUCGAUUUCGGCCAUUUCCUUGACCACAAAAAGAAGAAAUUUGGCUACAAGAGAGAGCGAGUGCCCUUUGUUUUGACACAAGACUUCUUGAUCGUCAUCAGCAAGGGUACUCAAGAGUGCACCAAGACCAGAGAGUUUGAAAGGUUCCAAGAGAUGUGUUACAAGGCCUACCUGGCGAUCCGGCAGCACGCCAACCUCUUCAUCAACCUCUUCUCCAUGAUGCUGGGCUCCGGGAUGCCCGAGUUACAGUCGUUCGACGACAUCGCUUACAUCCGCAAGACCUUGGCCUUGGACAAAUCGGAGCAGGAGGCCCUGGACUAUUUCAUGAAGCAGAUGAACGACGCUCACCACGGCGGCUGGACCACCAAAAUGGACUGGAUCUUCCACACCAUCCGCCAGCACGCCAUGAACUAA